Molecule: messenger RNA, 486 nt
Organism: Lactuca saligna
Lineage: Eukaryota; Viridiplantae; Streptophyta; Magnoliopsida; Asterales; Asteraceae
Source: the annotation of a GenBank genome assembly
AUGAGGAUAACACGAACGACUUCAUUCAAGUCGAAGUUCAAGAACAUAGUAGAGACAACAUUGAAUCUUGAAGAUGAAGUUGAUGAUUUCGUUGCCGACCCUGAAGGGGCAUGUCACCAGAACAAAAAACGAGCAAUCUUAAGAAUGGGUUUUGGGUCAAUUCUGCAAGUGAGUAUAACAAGUUAUCCGGGGCAACUAAGCUACUACCUUUUAGAUGUGUAUGAUGCUGAUAGUAGAAGACUUGUCCUACAAAACUUUGUUAUUGAGAUCACAGAACAGACAGUCCAUGAUAUGAUGGGGUUGCUAAUUGGUAAAGAAGACAUCAAUGAGUUGCCAUUGUGUGACAAGGGGAAUCAAAUUUUGGAAGAAUGGAGGGGACAAUAUACUUGUGAUAAGUUCAAUGGUGAGGAGUAUUUAAGAAGAAUUCAGGCUACAUCAAAAGAUAGUUUGAUUUUUAGGCUCAAUUUUUUUGACUCUUUUCGUUAA